Molecule: messenger RNA, 1427 nt
Organism: Orbicella faveolata
Lineage: Eukaryota; Metazoa; Cnidaria; Anthozoa; Scleractinia; Merulinidae
Molecular function (GO): nickel cation binding
Source: RefSeq, a predicted model, not a curated record
UGUCCCUAAACAUUUUGCGGGUUCAUUGAGCCGGGACAAGAGAGAAGUGCGACGAGCGGGAGUGAAUUGAAUUUACCGUUUUGCAUUUAUUUGCAGGGAGAUCAUAAUUUCAUGGACUGGAGUAGACAGUUCUGAAGUAUAUGAGUUAGAGGGAAAUAAUUCAGAUCUAUGUUAUCUGAGGAUGGUGAACUUGGUGUCCACAGUGGUCAACCAAACAGACAAAAAGCAGUGAAGGGUUUUGCAGAGUUUUGCUGCUGUCCAGUUGCAAACAAUGAUGGUGAACCCUCUCAGAACCUCAAAGUCACAAACACACAACUACAAUACACUUAUCCAUUAAAGUUUCUUGUACCAGGCUUUGCAUCUUCAGUGCCUACCUGUCAGUGGCUGUACAUCAUCACAUUUGGUGGUGGGCUUGUUGAGGGAGAUAAUGUAGCUGUUGAUGUUAAGGUUGGAGAGAACUGCACUGUGGUAGUGACCACUCAGGCCUCAACAAAGGUUUACAACUCUGAAGAGGGCCUGGCUACUCAGCAAGGGUUAAGAGGCCUGGUUGCCGAUGGUGGACUACUGGCAGUUCUUCCAGAUCCUGUGGUCUGCUUUAAAAAUGCCAUCUAUGAUCAAAAACAGGACUUUGAACUAACUUCAAAUGGCAGCGUAGUGAUUCUCGAUUGGUUUACAGCUGGACGCAUGGCUCUUGGAGAAGUCUGGGAUAUGACUAGUUACAAGAGUCACAACAGAAUCUUUGUGGAUGGAAAGUUGGUGUUUGGAGAUUCAGUCUGCCUCAACGGUAGAAACAGUUGCCUUUCACUGAAAGAAUCCAUGCAUAGUGCUAUGGUGCUAGGAAGCUGUGUUUUCAUUGGUCCAUAUUUUAAAGAAAUCAAGAAGAAAAUAAAGGAGAGAGUCUGCACACUCACAAAAUGUAAUGACAUGAGCCCAGCAAGGAAAGAUGUGAUUGCCUAUGCUAGUAUUAUAGAUCCCACACUGUGUGAUGGUGUUGUUGUCAAGCUUAUAACUACACAGAGCACAGAACAGGCCUGCCACUUUUUUAGAACUGUCAUUCAAGAUAUCAUACCAAGACUUGGAGGAGAUCCUCUUGUUAAAUGAGAAUAUAUUGUCAUGUUGCAUGCAGUUUGCUGUGCAAAGUUAUGCACGCUUGUUUUUUUAACUUCAUUCAUUGACAACUUCUAGAAAACCACCAAUAACAUGAUUUGAAUAGUGGUUUAAUAUUUAAGUGUCAUAUUUUAUGGUUACACUGUAGAUAAAAUUUGCCAUCCAUAUUUAAGAAAGCCUCGACCGGAAGUUUUAAACUUAUGAAAAUGAAUAUCAUAAAAAUGUACAAUCCGCAAUGUAUAAUAAAUGUCAUCGUAAUGAGCUGUACAUUGUUGUUGGCCACAAAAUUGUAUUUCAAAUCUGACCUUAAAAAUUAGCNG